Molecule: messenger RNA, 1620 nt
Organism: Zygotorulaspora mrakii
Lineage: Eukaryota; Fungi; Ascomycota; Saccharomycetes; Saccharomycetales; Saccharomycetaceae
Gene: NDE1
Product: NADH-ubiquinone reductase (H(+)-translocating) NDE1
Exons: 1
Coding region: 1-1620 (539 amino acids)
Molecular function (GO): NADH dehydrogenase activity
Source: RefSeq, a predicted model, not a curated record
AUGUUUUCGCAAUCUGUCAGAUUAUUAGAACUUCGUUCUAGCAGGGCCACGGUUGCCAAAAGGUUCUUUGGUUCCGGUUUAAGACUGCUGCAAGAGCAGGCCGUGAAGCCGGUCGCUUCGGAACCAUCGGUUUUCAGGAGAGCUGGCAAAGCACUGUUGAAAGUUUCCCUUUACAGUGGGUUGCUGGGUACAGGUUAUCUCUCGUAUCAGCUGUACAAGGAGAAACACCCUGCUCCACAGACUCCGCAGUCUGCCACGUUUGUCAACGGCUCGCCAAGAAAGACUUUGGUGAUCCUUGGUACCGGCUGGGGUUCGAUUUCUCUUUUGAAAAACUUGGACACGUCUCUCUACAAUGUUAUUGUUGUUUCUCCCAGAAACUACUUCCUGUUCACGCCUUUACUGCCAUCGACCCCUGUCGGCACGAUCGAGUUGAAAUCCAUCGUUGAGCCCGUCAGAAGCAUCGCCAGAAGAGUGCCUGGUGAAGUACAUUACUACGAAGCUGAAGCGCUAGACAUCGAUCCGGAAAAUAAGACUGUGAAGAUCAAGUCUGUGAACAAAGAACACGAGUAUCAGCUUGAUUUGAAAUUCGACUAUUUGGUUAAUGGUGUUGGCGCUCAGCCAACCACUUUUGGUAUCCCGGGUGUGUUUGAGAACGCUUCCUUUUUGAAGGAAAUCAGCGAUGCUCAGGAGAUUAGAAUGAAGAUUAUGACUAGUGUUGAGAAGGCUGCUUCUCUGCCACCAACUGAUCCUGAGAGAGAGAGAUUGUUGAGCUUUGUUGUUGUCGGUGGUGGCCCAACGGGUGUUGAGUUUGCCGCAGAAUUGAGAGAUUACGUCGAUCAAGAUUUGAGUAAAUGGAUGCCUGGUUUGAGCAGUGAAAUCAAGGUCACUUUGGUCGAAGCUUUGCCAAACAUCUUGAACAUGUUUGACAAAUCUUUGGUGGACUACGCCGAACAACUCUUCAAGCAGGAUAGAAUUGAUUUGAGAAUAAAGACAAUGGUUAAAAAUGUUACAAAGACAACAAUUACGGCCAAAUGUGGUGAUGAGAACGAGGACAUCCCGUAUAGUGUCCUAGUUUGGGCAACCGGUAAUGCGCCAAGAGAGGUCUCUAAAAAUCUAAUGCAGAAACUGGAGGUUCAAGAUUCUAGACGUGGUCUAUUAAUCGACGACAAAUUGCAAUUAUUAGGUGCUCAGGGCUCCAUCUUUGCUGUCGGUGAUUGUACCUUUUACCCAGGUUUGUUUCCAACAGCCCAAGUUGCCCAUCAGGAAGGUGAAUAUUUGGCCAGUGUUUUCAAGAAGCUUUACAAAAUCGACCAAUUGAAAUGGCAAGCAGCUCAAAAGAACGAUGCCGAUGAUUCAAAGAUUCAAAACAGAAUAAGCAAAAUACAAGCUCAAAUCGUUCCUUUCAAAUACCACCAUAUGGGUGCUUUGGCUUACAUCGGCUCUGAUAAAGCUAUUGCUGAUUUGGCCGUUGGUGACUCCAUGUAUAGAUCUGCCGGUUCUUUCACUUUCUUAUUCUGGAAAUCUGCUUACUUGGCCAUGUGUAUGUCUUUCAGAAACAGAGUGCUUGUCGCUAUGGAUUGGGCUAAGGUUUACUUCCUAGGCAGAGACUCUUCUGUCUAA